Molecule: messenger RNA, 1391 nt
Organism: Prosopis cineraria
Lineage: Eukaryota; Viridiplantae; Streptophyta; Magnoliopsida; Fabales; Fabaceae
Exons: 7
Coding region: 244-1119 (291 amino acids)
Source: RefSeq, a predicted model, not a curated record
CUUCUCCUGAAGUUAAUUUUAACCCCCACAAAACAUAUCGUGGGAAGGAGCAGCGGAUCCAUUUUUCUUCGUCGACUAGCAAGCGUUCGCUACUCCGUCAGACGCCGUCGGCCGUUGUCAGCCCUGCGUGGUUGUUCUCGGGCAAGUAGUGAAGAAGGUUCGAACCUAGGGCUUUGUCUACUCAUAAAAUCCGAUAGAAAAGCUUGUAGGCAUCUUGAUGAAAGAUGCAUCAAUUACCAUUUCAUGUUGGUCAAUUUGCUGAGGCAAGAUCUUUUCAAGAUGGUUAUCGUGGUGCAUGGUUUCGUUGCAAGGCUUUUUCUUGGACUUGAAGAUCUCAUUUCACUUAAACAUUUCCACACUUCAAUAGCAAGACUCCUUAUCUCUCGGACCAAAACAUUAGGCAGAUUCGCGAGAAGAAAGGUCAAAUGUUUUGUCUCAUGGAAUAUGUUGACUAUCCUGACCAAAUUUCUAAAUGGUGGAAAACUACAGUUUUGUGCUCAGAUAGCUAAGCCAAGACAUUCAGAUGGCAAAGCAGUUGUUCAGACUUCCGUACGUACGUCAUUGCAAUGUAGUUCUUCACAUUCUUCUCCAAGUACUGGGCCUUUCUUAGAGGCUUUGGAGGGACCAAUCACAGUGAAUAAUGCUGCUAAAACUGAUGGAAAAGCAGUUGUUCAAACUUCCGCAAGUACAUCAUUGCAAUGUAGUUCUUCACAUUCUUCUCCGAGUCCUGAGCCUUUCUUAGACGCUUCGGAGGGACCCAUCGCAGUGAAUAAUACUACUAAAACUUGUAUGGACUUAGAAGUAGGUGACACUAGCAUUAGAAAAGCUAAUUCUUUGGAUAAGGCUCCAAGUAAUCAUGUGAAGGAUGAGUCAACUGAAAAUAUGGGAACGAAAGAAAUCAAUGAUGGGUUGUUUGAUAAGAAACCCUCAAAAAAGCUAAGAAAGGAUAAAAAUAUUUGUCUUGAUUCAAUGUUUUUACAUCGUAUAGAAGAUGCAAUACUGGAUUUGGAGGAGCUUGUAAAUAGAGUGAAAUGGAUAAAGGGUCUAUUGGAGUGUGGGGGGCCCUUGUCAUCUACCAGUCAAUCAUUUUGGGAAUUUGGGCAGCAUAUUGCUCGAUAGAAAAAAGAUUGUACUAGAUCAAAUGUACUUUUAGUGUAGUUUUCCUCUUACUAAAUGUAAAACAGUAAUAGCUUGAUUACAUUUUGUUAAUUCUUUUAUAUUAGUGAUAUCAUAUGCUUGUAACAGUGCCAGAAAAAAAGGAGAUAAUGUGUACUACUCAGUUUAGGUAGGUUGUACGCCGGUUUAGGGUAGUUCAUAUCUUUUCGGGACUCCUACUUUUGACCGGGUAUUAGAGAUAAUUAUAUGAAGUCAUAAUUGUUCGGUUUAUCCAA